CAAAGAUUCGGCUCUAAGAGCCAUUUCGUUCGCGACCGACACAUCACUAGUGUUUACUGGGAAGCAAAGAUGGAGGAGUAUCCCUCCAAACAGGUACCCGAAAACCUCGACGAUCCUCCCAACAGCCGACUGUUCGUGGUGACGAGUCGGUCCAUCACUGAAGAUGAGCUGCGGGAAAGCUUCUACGUGUUUGGGGACAUUCAGGGGGUCUGGGUUGUCAAAGACAAGCAGACAAAGGAGUCCAAAGGCAUUGCCUACAUAAAGUUUGCCAAGUCUUCUCAGGCCUGCUUGGCCAUGGAAGAAAUGCACGGCAAAGUCCUGGUGGAAGGGACUAAACCUGUGAAGGUGUUUAUAGCCCAGUCACGGUCAUCAACGAGACACAGAGAUGUUGAGGAUGAGGAGCUGACCAGGAUUUUUGUCAUGAUCCCCAAAUCCUUCUCAGAAGAGGACCUCAAAGAAACAUUCAAAGAGUAUGGGGAUAUUGAGUAUUGUGUAAUCAUCAAAAACAAGUUUACAGGAGAAAGUAAAGGCCUCGGCUACGUAAGAUACUACAAACCCUCCCAAGCUGCCCUCGCCAUAGAGAACUGUGACAAAGCCUACAGGGCCAUUCUGGCUGAGCCUCGAAGCAAAUCGACAGCAACAGAAGAUUACAGCUCUGGAGGAGCAGCAGCCAGAAAUGAUUAUGCUGGCGGCUCUGAAUCCAUGAACCAGUACACGUUCUCAUUGGUAUUCCACUCUGACCUUUUCUUUGCUGUGUGUCACCUGCCUCCAGGCCAUGCUUUGAUUCGCUACAGCAAUCUUGGGUCAGCACUUUAUGCCAGAGAAAAGCUAAACGGCUUUGAAUAUCCACCUGGAAACAGACUGGUGGUAAAUUUCGUCGACGACGGCGAGGACCGCGGCAGGUAUACACACAAUGCACACAUAACUACACAACCGUAUAUGUUUAACUUUGAGCCUGCAGAAGGGUCACAAAUUACUGGAGCCUCAGAGAAGAAAACCCCUGUCUCGUCAGUUUCUCGAAUUCAGACCGACGCCAACCUGCCGUCGCUGAAGAAGCUCGCUCCGCCUGAGAGCAAAACCAAGGAGCGGCUGUUUGUCGUGUUCAGCCCCUCCCCGCUGCCCACCGAUGUGUUGGAGGAUGUUUUUUGUCGCUUUGGCUCCCUCAUUGAAGUCCACUUGGUUCCAGGGAGGAAAGUUGGAUACAUGAAGUAUGCAGAUAAACAGUGUGCGGACGAGGCCAUGGCGGCGCUCCACGGACGCGUCGUUAACGGGGUAAAGAUGAAGGUGAUGCUGGCUGAUCCUCCCAGAGAGGAAUCUCAUAAACGUCCUCGUACCUACUGAAGCCUACAUGACAUGAACCAGUGGUAAGUGUGCAGUCUUCUGCUGCAGGCUCACCAGUAUGUGCAAUUGGAAGUAUUUUGGCAACAAAUUAUAUACACUGUACACGUAAUUUGUCUGUUUACAUGUUUGUUUAAGAAAAUAUCAGACACACUGCCAACGAGAAUAAUUUCUUAUAUUCUUGAUUCGGAAUUCUGAUUUAUUUAAUCCAACACCUGUGUGUGUCUUUGUGUGCGUGUGUGUGCUCUAGUGUCAGAUGCUUCGGGUAUAUGUGUCGACUGACCACAAAGUAAAGACGCUGUUAACAAACGUCGACAAAAGAGCAAAAAUGAAGCAUAUAAACACAAUAAGUACAAAAAGGGAAAGGAUCAGGGACAGUGUGAGGUGACGGCUUGAAGUAAUAGUGGGAAACAAGCGUAACUCUUGGCUCUCUACAUCACCUGUCAGGGUCUGUUCAGGGACAAGAAAGGCUCAGUGUGUAGGCAGGCUAACCAACUACAAAGGACCAGUGCUACUUCAUCAGUUCACAAGGAAGGAAGUGCUGCAGUGCUGUGAUGUCUGAUCCAACAGGUGGUAUCAUGGAGGCAGGUAGACGUGCAAAAAGAAAACGUUAGGAAGCACUACACAGACAACAAAGUAUUUAUGAAAUAAAACACUAGGAAACACCAACUUUCUGGAUUUUUCCUGAUAUAUUAGCAAUGUCACAGCAUGUGUUGUACAUAAGUGUUCUUGCAAUACUAAGUCUGGUCAGUAAAGCAAAAAAAGAAAAGAAAAACGCAGAUCAGAGUCUUCAAAUUGUGUUGAAGGCUUUCAAAGCCUGAUUAUAAGCUAAAAGAAUUCAAAGUAGUAAAAGAGUAUUUAUUAAUCAUAUCAUUAGAAAGUUAUAUCACUAUACAUAAAGCUUUGCACCCCUACUCUGCUUCCAUUGCAGGUUAUUAGAGUUUAGAAUAUUUAACCUCAAUGUUACCCACAGCGAAGGCCCUUU
This is a messenger RNA of Neolamprologus brichardi, 2323 nucleotides long. The record is from RefSeq and is a predicted model, not a curated record. Lineage: Eukaryota; Metazoa; Chordata; Actinopteri; Cichliformes; Cichlidae.